AUGGCGCUCGUGACGUGGCUCUCGCGCGUGGGCGCGUGGGCGCGUUCGGAAGUGGGUGGGGGGUGGAUGGCGGACGAACGCGCGGGGCGCGGAUGGGACGGCGACGGCGACGGCGACGGCGACGAGCCGCGCGGACGCGCGGACGCGCGCGAGGGGGUGGAGUACGACGGUGCGGUGGUGCGGAUGGGGUUCGAGACGGUGAGCGCGGGAGCGUGCGCGCGGGCGUGCGCGGAGACGAGAGGGUGUAACGUGUGGGUGCGGGCGAGAGACGCGGAGGCGGGCGCGUGUUGGUUGAAGCGCGUCGAACGCGCGAGCGAUCGACCGAGGGUGAUGAGCGAGGGAGUGCGUUGCGCGUGGACGAGCGGUCGGAUCGAUAAGGAUUACGCUCGGGAGGCGCGGGAGAUUUUGAAGGAGUCGGACGCCGCGGCGAGCGCGGACGCGGUGACGUUAACCGUCGCGGGCUUCGGAGACGUCGCGUUGACGUUAGAGCCGACCUGGCACGAACCGAGCGUGGAGUUCCUGCGCGCGCUCGCGUCGAAUGCGAAUUCUUGCGAUGGAUCGUGCGAAAUUUAUCGCGUAGAGCCGGGUUUCUUGGUGCAAGGGACGCUGCGGUCGUACGACGUCGCGUCCAACUCCGCUACCGAGCCUGGGCCGAGACUCAUGGAACGCGGCGACGUGGGAUGGGCGGGCGAAGGUCCGGGUCCCGAUUGGUUCGUUUACCUCGGCGCGCGUCCCGCAGCGCACUUUGGAACGCGUCACACCGUGUUUGCGCGCGUCGCCGAUGAGGCGUCCUUCUCCGUCCUUGAGCGCGUCGUCUCGGCGCCGAGCUCCACCCCGGGCGGCCCAAACACCAUGCGAUUCAUCGACCAACGCCCAAAACUACAGGUGCGCUUCAAAACGCGGAUCGCACCGAGCUAG
Molecule: messenger RNA, 918 nt
Organism: Ostreococcus tauri
Lineage: Eukaryota; Viridiplantae; Chlorophyta; Mamiellophyceae; Mamiellales; Bathycoccaceae
Product: Cyclophilin-like peptidyl-prolyl cis-trans isomerase domain
Exons: 1
Coding region: 1-918 (305 amino acids)
Source: RefSeq, a predicted model, not a curated record